CCUGAACCAAACAAAUUCUUCAUUCAUACUGAAAGAUUUCUGAGAGCAGGUCUUCGAUUCUUCUCACUCUUCCACCAACUCCGUCGGAUUUUUUUUGCUCCGACGAUCCUCCCGAUUUCAGAACUCCGGUUUCCCUCUAAUCGCCCUCAAAGCCCUUUGCUUUUCUUCAAUGUUACGCUCCAGAGCUGGAAGAUAAGCUAAGCAGCUAGCUAAUUGUCGCCUGGGAUCCAGCGAUGAUCGUCAGGACGUACGGCCGUCGGAAUCGUGGUCUUCCGAGGUCUUUUUCCGACUCCUCUAGUAACGCCAUUCACGAUUCCUUCGGUGAUUCUCUAUCUCAGGAAAGUUCUCAGGACCCGCUAUUUGGCAUCGCUUUCUCGUCACAGGACUCCUCCACUAAAUGGUCCACUUACGAUUCUGAGCCCUACGGUACAAAUUCCUCCCAGGGUUCGUUUUCAGCGAAACCUGUACGGUCCUCUUUGGACGAUUCACUCAACAGAGGCAACAAGAAGUCCAAGAAAGUCAAGAUUGAUAAAAGGGAACUUGAGAUUCUUCAGUGUUCUCAGCCGGCGAUUCCUUCUACAUCGACUUUGAUGGAAGCCCAGGAGUUUGGGGAGAUGAUGGAGCACAUGGAUGAGGUGAAUUUCGCUUUGGAUGGGCUUAGGAAGGGUCAGCAAGUUCGGAUCAGACGGGCAAGUUUGGUAUCUUUGUUAUCAAUUUGCUCUACUGCACAGCAGCGGCGGCUUCUACGGACUCAUGGGAUGGCGAGGACCAUAAUUGAUGCUGUUUUAGGUCUUAGCUUCGACGACUCAGCCAGCAAUCUAGCUGCUGCAACUCUCUUUUACAUUUUGACCGGUGAUGGUCAAGAUGAUCACCUUCUGGAAUCACCAAAUUGUGUUAGUUUUUUAAUUAAAUUGUUGAAACCAAUUCUCUCUAUGGCUACUGAAGUGAAAGCACCAAGAAUUGGCCAUAAGCUUUUAGCACUUCGAAUGGAUUCUGAUGCCUUACAAAGUACAACAAAAACAUUGGACUCCAGUUCUUCUGCAAUUUUUUCAAAAGUUGAAGAAAUUCUUGUAAGUUGCAAGGAGAUAAAAUCAAGAUGCAUAGACACCAGCACAACUGAUAGACCAGAAUUGUGUCCAAAAUGGAUUGCAUUACUCGCUAUAGAGAAAGCUUGCUUGACUACCAUUUCCCUUGAAGAAGCAUCUGGUGCUAUAAGAAAAACUGGAGGCGACUUCAAGGAAAAAUUGCGAGAGCUAGGAGGACUUGACGCCGUCUUUGAGGUUGCCAAGGAUUGCCAUUCAAAUAUGGAGGAUGCAAGACAUGAAAACUCUCUGCAGAGCUUGGUGCUACUUUUGAAGUGCUUAAAGAUAAUGGAAAAUGCAACGUUCCUUAGUAAAGAUAAUCAGAGUCAUUUGCUUGGAAUUAAAAGAAACUUGGAGCGACAGGGAACACCACAAUCUUUCACGGAAAUCAUGUUAAAUAUCAUCAAGAUUCUUUCGGGUCUGUAUUUACGCAAAAGUUCUCCUGCUGGUUUAAAUAACGAGAAGUCGGCUCAUCUCCUUGAUGGGUCCUGUAAUACGUCCAAAGUGUUCGCGGAGGCAGAUGUUUCUCUUACAUUUGCAGCAAACAGAAAGAUAACUCUAUCAAGCAGUAAUUCAAAGACAUGGUGCAACGCCAAGAGUACUACGUCUGACACGAGCUCCAUUAUAUCCCAGAACAUGAGGAGUGCCACGACUCGGUUAGACAAUUCUCUAACAACUUCUGGAACUACCAGGACUUCGUUGAUGAACACCAGUUUCUUCAAGAUGAGUCAGAGAUCUUCCACAUCUGGUUCAUCCAGCGUAACAUCAAGAAGCGCCGAUACUGGAGCUACUCCUUUGAAUAAUCAACCUGAGGGGAAAAUUAAUCAUUUUGAUUUCACUGAAGGUUGUGAGCUUGCCCUUUCAGAGGACCAGGAUCCGUUUGCUUUUGACGAGGGUGAUCUUAAACCCUCGAAAUGGGAGUUACUUUCAAAGAAAGAAAGAAAAUCUCGGGCUAAAAAAGCGGUGGUCAAAUUUAGAGAUCUCGAAAAUGGACGUAAUUCUCAGGUGAUGACACGUGAGAAAGAAUCAAUUGGCGGAGAAAGUCAUCACUUCAAUGAAAGUUCGUGCUUAACGCCCUUUAGUGAAGAGAGGUUCAGUCUAGUAGCUGACUGCCUUCUUACUUCUAUCAAGGUUUUGAUGAACUUGACCAAUGAUAAUUAUGAUGGCUGUCAACAAAUUGCUUCCUGUGGAGGAAUGGAAACUAUGUGUUCACUGAUUGCCAACCAUUUUCCUUCAUUCUGUUCCACUUCAUCCACCUUAAAUGACUUAAAAGUGCAUACAUCAUAUCUCAAAUUUGAGCCUCCGAACGACAAUCACCUAACCGAUCAAGAGCUUGAUUUUCUUGUUGCGAUUUUGGGCCUGCUUGUGAACUUGGUGGAGAAGGAUGGUCAUAACAGGUCACGGCUUGCUUCGGCUAGCGUUUUGAUACCCAGCAGGCAUGGACUAGAACAGGGUUAUAGCAAUGUUAUUCCACUUAUAUGUUCCAUCUUUCUGGCUAAUCAAGAAGCAAGCGACGGAGUCGGAGACGGGCAGUCUUUGCCAUGGAAUGAGGAGGUAGCUCUUCUUGAAGGUGAAAAGGAAGCGGAAAAAAUGAUUGUUGAGGCUUAUUCAGCGCUACUUCUAGCAUUUCUUUCAACUGAAAGCCAUGGCAUACGCGAUGCAAUCGUCGACUGUCUUCCAGAACACAAACUAUCAAUUCUCGUGCCAGUUUUGGAGCGAUUCGUGGCGUUUCAUUUGACAUUGAACAUGAUUUCCCCGGAGACACAUAAAGCCGUAACCGAAGUGAUUGAAUCAUGUAGAAAUUCCUGAGAAUUGAAUCAUGGAGAUUCUGUAAAUUCUUAACCUCUGUAGGAUUUCUUAUCCUUAAUUCAUACCCCACAGAAAUAGAGAAAGCAAGCGGCAACAUACGGACGAACCCAGAGGGGGCUGAUCACUCAUGUUGUUUUCUUUCUUGUUUAAAAUUUUCAGAGUUCUCUCUUUCUCUAUCCGUUUUGUGUUCUUAUUUUUUUUAAUUUUUUGGUAGCUUUUUUUCUUCCUUGUAUACAGAAAAAACUAUAGUGAAUGAAAUCAUUAUUCGUUUUCGAGUUCGUAAUUUA
Cucurbita pepo subsp. pepo (vegetable marrow) is the source of this 3178-nucleotide messenger RNA. RefSeq names its product wings apart-like protein 1. The record is from RefSeq and is a predicted model, not a curated record. NCBI's taxonomy places the organism in Eukaryota, Viridiplantae, Streptophyta, Magnoliopsida, Cucurbitales, Cucurbitaceae.